This is a messenger RNA of Syngnathus acus (greater pipefish), 2122 nucleotides long. RefSeq names its product Rho guanine nucleotide exchange factor (GEF) 3 (gene arhgef3). Lineage: Eukaryota; Metazoa; Chordata; Actinopteri; Syngnathiformes; Syngnathidae. Bases 281 to 2044 code for a protein of 587 amino acids. The record is from RefSeq and is a predicted model, not a curated record. Gene Ontology annotation, biological process: positive regulation of Rho protein signal transduction; intracellular signal transduction. Gene Ontology annotation, molecular function: guanyl-nucleotide exchange factor activity. The transcript is spliced from 12 exons.
UUGAUGUGAGUCAUUCGGCUUCUUGACAGUUGACUCACUUUUCUUUCUUCUUGUUCUUCUUCCAGCGUGGCGGACUUUUGGACCCAAACUUUGACAUCCAGCUGCCAUCGAAGGCUUUUCUUCUAUUUUGACGUUUUCUGAGCGCAACGUGGAACUUGUUGUGGAAAUUUUUGGGCUGCGUGUUGCUUCAGUUGUUUUUGUUUUGUAUGUGUGGAGGGGCGGCUGGCGGUUUUGGCAGGCAAGUGAGCGAGGAGGGGCGUCCCAUGCAGGCAGGUGGUGGAUGGCAGCCCCCCGCAAGAAGAAGAGGAAGCAGGCCAGCAGGGAUGCCGACUCGCUCAGCCUCUGCACUCUGGACAUCAGUGAGCCGAGUGCCAAGCGCAGCAAAGCGUUGGUCUCCGGGGUGACAUCCCUAGCCAGCCUGCUGCCUAUCAAGACGGCACCGCUCAAAAGGUUCGGCCAGACGCUGCAGCGUUCCAUCAGCUUCCGCACAGAGCGAGCACUUCCGCCGCCGCCGCCACCUCUUCCUCCUCCUCGGGCUCCUGCCACCUCCUUCUCCUCCUCCUCUUCCUCCUCCUCCAUGAAGACCCGGGUGACCUCAGCAGCCAAGUCCAACUCCUGCUCUUCCACAACUUCCUCUUCCUCUGGCUCCACACUAUCCAGGGUUGCCACGGGGACCGGCUCAGCCGCCAAGCGUCGUGACAGCAAACUCUGGAGCGAGACAUUCGAUGUCCACUUGGGGGCGACGCAAACGCUCAGCCCCAAAGACAUCAAGCGACAGGAGGCCAUUUUUGAGCUGGCUCAGGGUGAGCAAGAUCUGGUGGAUGAUCUCAAAUUAGCAAAAAAGGCUUACCACGACCCAAUGCUGACGCUGUCCAUCAUGACCGAGCAAGAACUGAACCAGAUCUUCAGUACUCUGGACUCACUGAUCCCUCUUCAUGAAGACCUGCUGAGUCGCCUCUGCCAAGCCAGGAACCCAGACGGGUCCACGGAACAUGUCGGACAGAUCCUGACCGAGUGGCUGCCGUGUCUGUCAUCGUACACGGCAUACUGCAGCAACCAGGUCUGGGCCAAGGCCUUGCUGGACCAGAAGAAGCAGAACCUGCGGGUACAGGACUUCCUGCAGCGCUGCCAGCAGUCGCCCUUCAGCAGGAAAUUGGACCUGUGGAACUUCCUGGACAUCCCGCGCAGCCGGCUGGUCAAGUACCCGCUGCUUCUGCGCGAGAUCCUCAAGCACACGCCCGACCAUCACCCGGACCGGCCGCAUCUGGACCAGGCGAUGCUGCUGGUCCAAGGCUUGGUGGGCGACAUCAACAGGCACACAGGCGAGUCUGAGUGUGAGUUCUACAAGGACCGGCUGCUCUACACCGAGGUGGGCCACAGGGACGCCCUCAUUCAACGCUCCAGGACGCUCAGCUGCCACGGCGAGCUCAAGAACAACAGAGGACUGAAGCUCCACGUGUUCCUGUUCCAAGACGUGCUGGUCAUCACCCGUGCUGUGGCGCUCAACGAGCAGCCCGUCAGCUACCAGCUGUGCCGGCGACCCAUCCCCAUCCGCCAGCUGGACCUGGAGGACCUGGAGGACGGCGAGAUGAGAGUGGGCGGCUCCAUCCGGGGAGCUUUCAGCAACAACGAGCGCACAAAGAACUUCUUCCGCGUGUCAUACCGGGUUUCGGGUGGCGCACUGCAGAGUCACUGCUUCCAGGCCAGCGACGCUUUCAACAAGCAGCAGUGGCUCAACUGCAUCCGCCAGGCCAAGGAGGCGGCGCAGGCCCAAACGGCACGCCAAGACGCCUCGUGUUCGGCAGAUGAAGUUACGGCGGAGCUGGAAUCAGAGGAGGGGAUGGACCCGGAGACGGAGGACAAUAAAAGGCUGCACGAGGAAGGAAAAGCAGAGACAGGAAGUGAGGCGGCUGCGGGCAUGGAGACGGGACAGGUCGAGCUGAGGGUCAAAAUGGAGAACAACAUUGGUGAGAGCCACAAUGGUGAUGCUGAGGAGGAAAUGGAGGAGGCGCUCAACAGUGACGAGGAGUACGUACGAUGCUGAUGUUUGCAAGUCAAGUUUAUUUAUAUAGCCCUAAAUCACAAACAAGUCUCAAAGUGCUUCACAUAUACAAAAAAAAAA